Molecule: messenger RNA, 6471 nt
Organism: Entelurus aequoreus (snake pipefish)
Lineage: Eukaryota; Metazoa; Chordata; Actinopteri; Syngnathiformes; Syngnathidae
Gene: map3k4
Product: mitogen-activated protein kinase kinase kinase 4
Exons: 26
Coding region: 226-5010 (1594 amino acids)
Biological process (GO): MAPK cascade; protein phosphorylation
Molecular function (GO): protein kinase activity; ATP binding
Source: RefSeq, a predicted model, not a curated record
GCCCAGCAAUAGCCCUCAGUGGCACUCCUCUCGUCAAUUGAACGUUGGAAAGAUGGCGGCGGCGUAUGCACAAGCGAGAGUCCCCUGCGCCGGCGGAUCGAAAGUGCUUCUAAGAGACUGAAAAUCGUCCUCUGUGCAAAAAUUUCACGGUGCAAAGUCCGUCGGCUGUUGCCUAGACAUGGUCUGGUCCAUGCACGGCGAAGAAUAGGACGCCGCGUUCUCGCUAUGGAGCCCCCGGAUCGCUCCCAGCCCAGCAGGCAGGGCAACCCGCUGGAAGAUGAAUCCAGACAGAACUCUCAGGAGGAGGAAUCCUGGGACUCGCCCAGCGAGGAAGAGGAACCUCUGUAUGCUACAUCGCCUCCUUACACCCACCGUCAGAUGAAGCGUAUGUCUGGCAAACAUCAUCAGAAAAACAGCCAGACAAGGAGUGGUGGACGUUCUCCCUGCAAGACGGACCACAGCCCGUCUGGCCUGAAAGAGAGCCCCCGGCCUGCGGAGAUGCCCGAGGAGCACAGCUACAAGCAGGGCAAGAAGCAGAGGGCCACCUUGCGUUCCACAGAGAGAGACCACAAAAAGACCUUUGAGACCUUCAUGCUGGACCCGCUGUCCAAAUCAGGCCCGUUUGGCACCCUCAACAUGGACCCCCGGAAGCACUACCUGAGCUUGGGCUGCAGCAGUUGCAAACUCCCCGUGUCCAUGCCCCACAUGGCCCGCACACACCGCCAGACCUCCAGGACGGACUGUCCGGCGGACCGCCUCAAGUUCUUUGAGACGCUGCGGCUGCUGCUCAAGCUCACGUCCAUGUCGUCCAAGCGCAAGGAGAAGGAGCAGCGGGGCCUGGAGAACAUGGCCUUCAUGGGACACAACAAUGAAGUCAUUUGGCUGGAGCUGCAGGCGUGGCACGCACGGCGCUCCAUCAGCGACCAGGAUUUCUUCCUCUUCACGGCGCGCCAGGCCAUCCCCGACCUCAUCAACGAUGUGCUGCAUUUCAAGGUCAAGUACGACAGCCUGAGACAGGCUCUGUGUUCGGAGUCCCAAGGCGUUCACGUGGACUGCCAGACUGUUAGGACUGUUCCGAACUUAGACUGUCAAGAGAAAGGUAAGCCAGCUGUAGCGGAAACCAACCACUGCGGGGUGGAUUCUUGGGGCUUUAGUGCAUGCCCCUCCACUGGGAUGAAUGCAGCCGAGCCCCUGGGGUCAGGCGGCGACUGCAAAGAGCACCUUCAAAGGCAGCGGUUGGCCUUUGAGCAGGUCAAGCGCGUCAUGGAGCUGCUGGAGUACGUGGAGGCGCUGUACCCCUCGUUGCAAGCCUUGCAAAGGGACUAUGAGAAGUAUGCAGCGCGAGACUUUCAGGGCAGAGUGCAGGCGCUCUGUCUGUGGCUCAACAUCACUCAGGACCUCAACCAGAAGCUGCGCGUCAUGGCCACCGUCCUGGGCCUACGGGACCUCUCUCGCAUCGGUUGGCCCGUCUUUGAGAUCCCGUCCCCCCGCUGCUCGCGUGGCAACGAAGAAGACGAGAACGAGGAGGACGAGGAGAACAACUCAACCGCCACUUUCACUGCUGAAAGUGACGGUGAGGAUGCGGCGGAGGAGGAUGAGGAGGAGGAGACAGCGGGAUGUAUCCUACACGAGAGAGAGCUGUCUCCGACUCUGACUCCCAAAUUUGCCCGAUUGUUGUCGGAGGAAGAGUUUCUCCCGACAGCACAGGCAGGAGGGGGCGUGUCCUGCCCCACCGCCAUCUACAGACCCUUUGUGGAUAAAGCACUGAAGCAGAUGGGACUGCGCAAACUCAUCCUCAGACUGCACAAACUGAUGGACCGCUCCCUUCAGAGGUCCAGGGCGGCCCUGCUCUGCCACACACCUGCACUGGAGUUCGCCGACUUCCCAGACCCCAUGCUGUACAACGACUACCUGCCGGAGCUGUCGCACCAAGGCUCCUGCGCCGGCUCGGCUGACCCGGAACUCGGGGCGGACCAAGUGUCUUGGGAGGAGUUGCUGGACAUGGAUCUCCCGUCCUUCCGGCCUGCAUUUCUUGUGCUUUGCAGAGUUCUCCUCAACGUCAUCCACGAGUGCCUCAAGCUUCGACUGGAGCAGAGGCCUGCUGGAGAACCUUCACUACUCAGUAUCAAACAGUUGGUGCGUGAGUGCAAAGAGGUUCUGAAAGGCGGCCUCCUCAUGAAGCAAUACUAUCAAUUCAUGCUGCGCGGCGUGGUCACUGAUGCUCAGGGCCUGCAGACCAACGCCAACAUUGACGAGUUCGAGGAGGAUCUGCACAAGAUGCUCGUGGUUUACUUUGACUACAUGCACAGCUGGAUCCAGAUGUUGCAGCAGCUGCCACAGGCCUCUCACAGCUUGAAGAACCUUCUGGAGGAAGAGUGGCACUUCACCAAGGACAUCACCCCCUACAUCCGGGGGGGUGAAGCCCAGUCUGGAAAGCUUUUCUGCGACAUUGCUGGGAUGCUGCUCAAAUCCACCGGAGAGUUCCUUGACGCUGGGCUACAAAAGAGCGGUAAUGAGUUUUGGGAAAGUGCCGACGACAGCACCGCAUCAGAUGAGAUCAGGCGAUCGGUGAUCGAGACGAGUCGGUCCCUUAAGGAGCUGUUCCACGAGGCCAGAGAACGUGCAUCCAAGGCUCUGGGUUUUGCCAAAAUGCUUCGCAAGGACUUGGAGGUUGCUGCAGAUUUCAACAUCACUAACGGGGUGGCGUCCCUCCUAGAGGCUCUGAAGAAAAGGAGCUAUGUCAAGGUUCAGAUUCCCGGCUUGGAGGAGCUGCAGGUGUUUGUUCCCUGCGGCUUGUUGGCUCAGAGGCCGCUCAUUCUGCAGCUCCUCAAUGCUGCUGCGGGUAAAGAUUGCUCUAAAGAGCCUGAUGAAUUGGCUGAGGAUGAGGCUUACCUGUUGAUGAGCAAGCACCGCAGCGGGGAUUUGACGGCUGAUUCUGACUGGGCACAGUGGGAUGGAGAGCUGCUCAAACUGGUCCCACAAAUGGAAACAGUGGACACUCUGAGGGCCAUGAAGGUGGAGAACGUGCUCAUCAUCGUGAUGCAGUCGGCUCAUCUGGUGGCUCAGCGGAAGGCCGUUCAGCAGUCCAUGGAGGAUGUGCUCACUCUUAGCCGCGAGCAAACAUCCAGUCAGCCUCUUAUCGCCGGCGCUCUGGAGGAGCUCAAGGACGAAGCCCUGCAGCUUUGCAUAAAGAUCAGCUCGGCCAUCGAUCGAGUGGAGUACAUGUUCACGACCGAGUUUAAGGCUGAGGUAGAGGAGUCCGAGUCGGCCACUCUGCAGCAGUACUACAGAGAGGCGAUGAUCCAGGGAUACAACUUUGCCUUUGAGUACCACAAGGAGGUGGUACGCCUCAUGUCAGGGCAGUACAGGCAGAGAAUAGGCGAACGCUACAUAGCCUUCGCCCGCAAGUGGAUGACGUACGUCCUGACUAAGUGCGAGAGUGGCCGGGGCACCAAGCCGAGGUGGGCGACUCAAGGUUUUGACUUCCUUCAGGCUAUUGAACCUGCCUUCAUAUCAGCUUUACCAGAAGACGACUUCCUGAAUUUACAAGCACUGAUGAAUGAAUGCAUCGGUCACGUGAUCGGGAAACCUCACAGCCCGGUCACAGGCUUAUACAUUGCCCCCAGAAGUAGUCCUCGGCCUGGCAAAGUCCCUCGCUGUCACAGUGACCCACCAAAUCCAAACCUUUUCAUCCCCAAUGCUGAAGGGUUCAGCUCUCGAAGUCUCCCCUGCGACCUGCGGAAUCAGCUGUUCCCAAACGGCCCUCGGCCCAUCCCGCAGGGCCAGGGGGAACACGGCAACCUGAAAGCGCCAGGCAGCGCCCCCAAUGAUGUCAGGGGAUCCAGUUUCCACGAGAACGACCGUCUGUCCAGUUUCAAGUCGCUGAGUCGGCAUUCAAGCCCUACAGACGACCGAGAAGAACCUUCGUAUCCCAAGGGCGACUCCAACAGCAGCACACGCAGAAGCUGGGAGCUCCGCACCUUCAUCAGCCAAUCCAAAGACUCAGUAGCUCGCCACAGCCCGCUGGAGGCGGUCCGUCAUUCCAUCCGCAAGUUUGAAGACAAGCGCUACGCCGUGAUGAAGCAACGCAACAUCAUCGGCCAGGUCUGCCACACGCCCAAGUCUUAUGACAACGUGAUGCAUGUGGGCCUCAGGAAGGUCACCUUCAAGUGGCAGAGGGGUAACAAAAUCGGUGAGGGCCAGUAUGGGAAAGUGUACACCUGCAUCAAUGUGGACACUGGAGAGCUGAUGGCCAUGAAGGAGAUCCGAUUCCAGCCGAACGACCACAAAACCAUCAAGGAGACGGCAGACGAGCUGAAAAUCUUUGAAGGCAUCAAGCACCCAAACUUGGUGCGCUACUUCGGAGUGGAGCUCCACAGGGAGGAGAUGUACAUCUUCAUGGAGUACUGUGACGAGGGCACCCUGGAGGAGGUGUCCAGGCUGGGCCUGCAGGAGCACGUCAUCAGGCUGUACAGUAAGCAGAUCACCACCGCCAUCAACGUCCUCCAUGAGCACGGCAUCGUCCACAGGGACAUUAAAGGAGCCAACAUCUUUCUGACGUCUUCUGGCCUCAUUAAACUGGGCGACUUUGGCUGCUCGGUCAAGUUAAGAAACAACACCCACACCAUGCCGGGCGAGGUCAACAGCACUCUGGGGACAGCCGCCUACAUGGCACCUGAAGUCAUCACCAGGGCAAAAGGUGAAGGCCAUGGAAGAGCAGCAGACAUCUGGAGUUUAGGCUGCGUCCUCAUUGAGAUGGUGACAGGAAAGAGACCCUGGCAUGAGUACGAGCACAACUUUCAGAUCAUGUACAAAGUGGGCAUGGGCCAUAAGCCCCCCAUCCCGGAGAAGCUGAGCACAGAGGGCAAGGACUUCUUGGGCCACUGUCUGGAGAGCGAACCUAAACGACGCUGGACUGCGAGUAUGCUGCUUGAUCAUCCCUUUGUCAAGGUGCUCGCUUCUUUUACCUUCUUCUACUUUUGGAACUACCUUCACCAUAGCUCAAUUUAAAUCACAUUAUAACGGGACUGUGUGCGACUCUAAGCACUAUGUAAAUCCAAUCCUUUAUUGUUAUUAUAGCUUGUCAUUACAACUCCUUACAGUAAAUCCUGGCCGGGCCUGCCUAUCGCAUAAACACACUAAACCAAGGCUGUCAAACGUACAGCGAACAUGUUUUAUCCGGCCCGCGGGAUGAGUUUGCUAAGUAUAAAAAUUAACCUGAAUUUUUUUAAUGAAAGAAACAGCUGAUCUAAAUGUGUCCACUGGAUGUCGCAAUAGCAAUUCUUUGUAUCUUUGUAGACGAUGCUACAUAUGUACAAAAUAAACCACAUGUUAGUACAGCAGUCGAGGAAAAUGAUCAAACUACAUAAAUAACAUCCUGUAAUUUGAUUUUGAUAUUAUUUUUUUUAUCUUGAUGCAAUGAAAAUUAACACCAAUGAGUUGUCUGUCUAUCUGUGUUGGCCCUGUGAUGAGGUGGCGACUUGUCCAGGGUGUACCCCCCCUUCCGCCCGAAUGCAGCUGAGAUAGGCUCCAGCACCCCCCGCGACCCCAAAAGGGACAAGCGGUAGAAAAUGGAUGGAUGAAUGGAGUUGACUGAUGAACCUUAUCACAUAAUUUAUUCAAAAAAUCUAAAUAACAACAAAUAAAGUAUGUAUGCUAUUAAUCGCAACAGGUAAUUGUAAAAAAAAACAACAACAUUGUGAUUUGCACAAUUUCAGAAUGUGUUUGUUCUAUUUUUAAACAAAGAAAACAAUCUGAAGUGGUCUUUAUUUUUAAGUUAUCGUGCCGUGAUUUUACCAGUCCGGCCCACUUGGGAGUAGAUUUUUCUCCAUGUGGCCCCCGAUCUAUAAUGAGUUUGACACCCCUGCACUAAACUCUUGUUUAGGGCCACGACCACUAGGGGGCCACAUGAUCAUGGCCUAGGCCAGAGGUGUCAAAAGUCGUUUUCACUGAGGGCCACAUCGCAGUUAUGUGUUGCCCCGGAGGGCCGCUUCUAACAGUGAACACUAUUACUACACAAAUUUUAAUGCAUUUUAUUAGUAGAUUUUUUUAAAAACUAAAAUGUAAAUAAAAAUAUGGUAAAUUGCAAUAAUUUCACCUCAAAAUUUUGUGUAUUUUACUGUAAAUUGAAAAACAGUACUGCUCUUUUUAUGGUAUAAAAAAAUGCCACUCAGUUGCCAGAAUUUUACUGUUAAAAUUGACAUUUGUUUUUUUACUGUAAAUAAAAAAAAACUAACAUUUUGGCACCUAAGCUGCUAGUUUGCAAAUCAACUGUAGAUUUUUGUCUGUAUUACUAUAAAAGCCACAAUUUAUUACAGUAAAAAAAAAAGUAGGUUUUUUUCAUUUAGAGAAAAAUGCUGUAAAAACCACAGUACAUUUCACAAUUUUACCAUUAAAUCUAUUGCUACUUUAACAUUGCACAAUUUGAUGGAUAACUUUCUUUGAAAUCAUUAUUAUUUAUUUCUAUUUUAA